Ornithodoros turicata is the source of this 7350-nucleotide messenger RNA. RefSeq lists its product as uncharacterized. Gene Ontology annotation, molecular function: RNA binding. The record is from RefSeq and is a predicted model, not a curated record. Gene Ontology annotation, cellular component: nucleus. The coding region runs from base 312 to 1382 and encodes 356 amino acids. NCBI's taxonomy places the organism in Eukaryota, Metazoa, Arthropoda, Arachnida, Ixodida, Argasidae. The transcript is spliced from 8 exons.
UCGGGGCGCGAUAAACACGGGCGAGAAAUGAGAAAUGCAGUUGCGCUGGGUGUUUCCUUGGCGUCAGUCCGUUGCUCGCGGCGAAAAGUGAAAUCGCGCCCUCACCUCGUGGACUUGUCGGAUAUUCGGGGUGGGAUUCUCGUCCAGACUACGUCCAGACUGUAGCGCGCUGCUCUGCGGGAUCCCACCGCACGCUGUCUUCCUUGGGGAACUUUCGCUGCAAGCGCAUAGAGGCCGCCAGCCACCUUUCGCAGGACGUUUCUCGCAGAAUACAUACACACGUCGCUGAACUCAACGACGGAACGUCGUCCAUGUCCGGAGCACAUCACCCUGAAUGCGUCGAGGUGGACUGUUCCUGCGUGGGUAGCGGAAUGACACGUGUGGGCAACCAAACGAACAGUACGGACCCGGCGGCCGUCAACUCGCGCAUCUUUGUGGGCAACCUCAACACGCACGUCAUUUCCAAAGAAGAUGUCGAGCGACUCUUCAAGCGCUACGGCAGGAUCAUCGGCAUAUCCAUGCACAAGGGCUACGCCUUCGUCCAGUACACAGACACGUACGAUGCACGCAACGCCGUACUCGGAGAAGAUGGGCGGACCAUCGCAGGACAGAUACUAGACGUUAACAUGGUUUCUGAGCCGAAGCCUCACCAGGUAAACAGAAAAAGGCAGAACUUUGCUGCAGACCCUUUCGCCACUCCACGCCAGUUGGGCUCCCCAGUGAAACGUGCGCGGACAGAAUUGGUGAGCUAUCGUGCCGGCGGCAGCAACAAAGGUGUCAUCAAAAAGAAGCUGCAGACGUAUGCCGAUCCAGAUAUCCUCAUCUGCGGCAACUGCCGUGAGGUGUUCCCGGGGUUACAGAAGCUACUUGAACACAAGCGUCACCGAUGCCGGCUUCGUUUCACGUGUCGUUGUCAAGUCAAUGGCAUGCUUCCGCUGGAGAACUCUGUGGAUAUGCCAUCGCCUGUCUGUGCCCAGUGCCUCACGAGAUGCGGAAGCUGGUGGGAGCUGGUCUGUCACGUUGAAGGAGCGCAUGGAAUUUCAGUCUACCAUCACAGCCUAGAGACAUCGCCCGGUUCUGAAGACCACGAGCCAAAGAGUGUCCAGACGGAUGACCAAGCCGAAUCCCUAAACAAUGAUGGCACGUGCGAAGAAGAAGCGAGUGUUGCAUCCGACUCUCACAUUGAUGACUGGGCCACACUCGUUGCCGAAUGUGUGGAGAAUAACUCGGACGAAGGAGUAUCAUCAGUGCCGGAUUCUAAUGACGAGGAUGGCGACAAGAUCACCAAGGAUGUCCGCCCCGGCAUCGUCGCCCAUGACACCGUCGAAAAAGGUGUGGACACGGCUGACCUCCAAAUAGCUAUCGUUGUGGGUCAGUCGUAAAUACAGACGGUUUGUUGACAGCAACAUAAGUCAUAUCAGCUGAGGGAUUACUUUGUGGUCACUAACUCGGUUUUUAUGGUUGAUAUGUACGUUGCCAAGCACUUACUUUGGGCACAGCAAAAUAUAUUUCAAAACUGUGAUUGCACAUGUCAUGGUGGAACAUGUCGUCUGCGAGAGUGCCUCUGUGCUGUGAUGCUCCUCUGUCGUGCUCUCGCUUUCUGUGUCACGGACACUCCCAAACAUUGCUGAUGUUGUAGCUUACCCGCGUCUCUGAGACUGAGGUCACGGCAUUGCUAACAGUGUCGAGCGCACUGUUUUACGUGUUUAUUAUUUUAAUUCGCCGCUUAUGUUCGAUGUUUACUGACUUUAAUUCGACGUAUACUGUCGUGAAGCUUAACCGCAGCUGCAUUUUAUGUUAGCAACCAUGUGUUCCACAAGUGUGUAUUUAUGCGUGUCGAGCUAUAAGUGACGGGCGAUGGUGUUCGUUCGUUCAUGAAACGACUAUUUUUUACGUCGAGGUAUUUAGCGCUGUGAUGGUAGCUGUUUCCUGAGUGAUUGUGUCUAAACCGUGUGGACUGCCAGAUGCGCUUAUAUGGCAGAGCAUGACAACGCUUUCAUCAUGAACUUACGUCGUCACAGACGGUGUUGGCAAACAUCGACGUUAUUUUUCUUAAACUCUUUUUCGUGGCCUUCAAUGACGCGUUUCUCAGCCCUUAGCGCGUCGCAGUUACGUUGCAUUCUGUGUACGGUACCGAAACAACGCCACUAUGUACGGGCGUCAUAUUGCGCUUCAGCUGGAAUAAUAAACGAAGCUCAAACAGUAUGCACACGCCAGCACGAAGGUAGAGUCAUCCUCUAUUGGGCGUCUGUGUCCGCAUACUAUUCUUCUAAUGUCUUCCUGUACAUCCAGUAUUCCAUGACCACGCUGCAGAUACGUUUGAGUCGCCGUAAGCGAUGCCAUUUUAUAGCAGAAUUUUACGCACGCGCCCUGCCUUCUUCCCUCGCACGGUGCUACAUAAUUUCAUUGCUUGAUGUAGACUGCUAGCUAAAAUACAUAUAUCGGUGUUACUGUACCUUCACUAAACCCAACUUGUCUUGAGUGCACUCACAGCCGAUUUUUUUUUCUUUUUUCUUUCUCAUCAUUGUUCUUGUAUGGUGGUCCAUGAAGCAUGGCAUAGUAUGCCUUAUGACUUGAUGUAAUGCACAUAUAAUUUCCACAUUACUACUCAUUUGCAUACGUCAUAUCGUUUCUUAUUCAUGUUCGGCUUGUUUUUUUUUUAUUAUCGUCGUUAAUAUAUGAUUGCACUCGACCAAUUGAAGUUAUGUAGUGUUAAUACAGUCGUACAAAAUGUCAAUAAACAGAAAAAAAAAGGAGGAUUAUAAAACCGUGAACGAGAAUCUACGCUAUAUAUUGUUUGGAGAAUAAUGGUUGUGAAAGCUGAUCUAAGUGAAAGCAGUUUUAAGUCAAAAGUGUUGACAUAUCUGUCACUUUAAUGUACAACACGGCCUAAGAGACGACUGCAAAAACUGAAGCACUUUAUAUCACCUAACUGUGCAGUCAUUGUGGACCUUUAUGAUUUUUUGCGAGAAUCUGGCAUAUGGACAUGGCUUUUCUUUCUUUUCGGUUGUUGUUAUUGUUGUUAUUGACUAGGUUCAGGAAAGCGCGAGAGGUGUACGUGGUGGACUAGGUAAAUACAGACAAGCUCGCUACCUUUGUGGUGAAGCUCAGGUCUAACCCACCGUUAACUACAUGUUUUUGUUUUCUCUCUUUUCUUUUUCUCUCUCUCUUUCGGGAAGUAGUUUUUUUUUUUUUUUUUUUUUUACAACGACCUUUUAUGCAUUGUUGUGGUACACCAUACAGCAAAUGUGGUUCGCAUAGCAAGCACAUCGACAAGAUUAUCAGGCUGAUGCGCUCGUAUUGCCUGGGGCGUCGAGGCUUAGGUUAAUGACGAUUCGAGUAGAAAAUUUCUGUCUGCCGUUUUUGCGCGCCAGAUUUCAAACGCACCUCGUUAAUUGAAACGCAAGUUGUCGCAUUGUAUGGGAUAUCCCACAUUGAUGCAAAAACUUCAUGUGAUUGUUGUCGUGCCUAUUGCCCAAGAUUUUCUCCUCGUUUCUCUGCUUGUCAUUGUAUCUUACCGUAAUUUUGCUGUGAGGUGGUUAGAUGAAUGAAUGUGCUGGAUUGUAAGAACGGCAAUGUGGGCUUACUGUGCACUUUGCCCAGAAAAUGGGUUUGAAUUCGUGUACGGCAACGAAACGUCACAAGAAUUUACGUUAUUGACCACACUCAGGACCUGAUGUCUUCCGCGCGCUCUUUAAUAUAUAUUCCUUCUCGUGACCAUCGCUUGCGUAACGCACGCUGGAAAUUAUCAGGGUGUCGUAGUACUGACUCAUCUCCUCGGAAAAGCAUGCGUAAUCUUGUUUGAGAAAUUCGUAACUUCGUAGUGGUAACAUUAGCCAUGUCCGAGUAGUGUACCUGGGCACCGAUCUUGAACGCUGACAUAGCAAGCGUUAUCGUUAUAUCUAAAGAUCGCGCGCUCCAAAGCCCUUUUGGUAGGCUCGCGCAAGAGCUCGUGACGAAACUCGGGAGAAGUGAUGCACUUAACGCGCGUUAUGGGAAUAACGACAAGUUCGAGAUCUGGGCCCUGGAGUUCGAAGAGAAGAGUGCUCCUCCUACAGAAACUAAUUUAACUAAUUUAAGAUUUCGAACUAUGUUCAGUUGUGUUGAGAAAGCACGCAAGUUAAAUUCUCUAUUCUAAAAGGACGCUAUGGGGCCUUGGACUUGAUCGGAAAUUAGUGUUGUGUUCGAUUGUGAGUUUAAGGUGUAGAUACUCUAUGCAAACUUGCAUUAGACAGAAUGUUUUUGUGGAUAAACAGGAGAGCGAACCAUAUGCUUGAACAUGUGCAUAUCCCAUCUCGGUUCUACGGUGAUGUUGCAUGUGCAGGAGUAUACCUUUGCAGCAGCCGCAGGGUUGAGCAGCCAAGAUAAAGAUGACGAAAGACUGUUUUGAGAUUUGUGAAAUGUAAUCAGCACGUGCAUGUGAUCCAGAAUCGGUGGCUCCCAUACUUCGCAGAACAAAGACAGGAAGUAGUUGAUGGUGACGCCACGGAAGCGAAAACACUGGCUAUGAAAUUCAAUUAUAAAUUGCAUAUUAUUCAGCUAUGUUCAUAUCUGAAUGGAUGAGCUGAGCGUUAUCAAAAUAUUUUCUCUUGCAAUCGUGUCUCUGGGCUGUCGCUGUAUCUGCACUUGAUAUUGAGCUAACCAUUGAACCAGUGUUUGAUAAAGGUGUGCCAAUAAGGUAGGUGAGCAUAACACGUGCAAGCAUGGAUUGUUUUAUGAAUUCAGUAUGAAAUUUCUGUGCUCGUCCCAAGUUAGCUUUCUAUUGCAAAUUGGCGGUACAAAACCUUCAACUGCAUUGCGGCGUAUUCGCUACGAGAUCGACCUAUAGGGGGCGACACUGUCACCAUUCUAGUGUGGAUAACACGUGGGCCGAUGUUCGGAUUUGAUGGUUCUUUUUUCUUAAUUCUUGUGUAUAUUGGCCGGAAGAUCACUUGUGCCGCGAUGGUACGAUACUAUUCGGUUAUCCCUACGGCACUGAACGCGGAAUAAACGUGUAAAAGCAGACGACGCGUCCACACUGCGAUAGUUCUCUGUUCUCCGCAGCACGCCGACACCGUUCGAUCUCGGAGCGAAUAGUUCUUGUCAAACACAUGCGCGUGACAAGUGUGCCACCCAGAUACACGUUUUGAGAUACGACAAGAUACGCCCACCGCAAAGACAACAUGCCCUUGACGCAAGGCGACAGCGGAUCCGAGGUAAAAAUUUUGCGAUAACACCUCGAAAACGCGCGCGACAGAGGAGUGGGCAACUUCUUGCCAGCUCAAAUAUCCUUCGCCUUUUUUGUCGCUGUCACUUCGCGAACGCAGGUACUGUGCAAGGUGCGAGAGCGUAUACUUAAUCCGAUGCCAGACACAAGCUAUAUCGUGUGCUAAUUACCCCCAUGCGACUUAGCAAUUAGCAACUCAUGAAUAAACCUUUAUGAACAGAAAAUGAUUGCUAUAUAUUUGCGUUAUUCUCGCGAUGUUAUUCUAGGAAACGCAAAAUCAUAGUGCACUGCCGGUGGUAAUUGCUAAAGCGACAAAAAUGUGCAUUAUCAUGUGCUUCUCUGGCAUCGGAAUGGUGCAAGCGACUGUCGAGUUGAGGGAAUGUUCUCGCAAUGUAUUCCGCACAUGCAAUUCAAAAAGAAGCAAAAAAAAAAAAAACGAGUAUGGGCUGUUCACGAGUGAAAUAGUAAACAUCUUUAACACAAAGCCCCGCAUAGGCGAGUGUAUAAGCAUACGAGGAAAAAUUAAAAAAAAAACAUAAUAAAAAUAUUUGAGCAAGGCGAAUAAUGUUCAAAUAAACGACAUAUUUGUAAAUCUCAGUACGCGAGUCAAACUGAAUGUAGAAUACAUUAUUCGAAGGAAAUAUUCCCACCUAGUGCUUUGCUAUUUUAUUUUGCUGCUCUAUACGCGGUACACAGCUUCUUUAACAUCCGUCGUGUACGCAUAAACGACUUUGGUAACAACCUGAUCGGCUGUGAGCUAACGCAAUAGCAAAUGCUUCUCUUCAAAUGAUCAGUUGAAAUCAUAUCAAGACAUGACGAAUACAGCGAUCAGACGGGAAAAAAUUCAGGGCAGCUGCAGCAGUGAAACUUCAAAAUGAGCAGAAAAAGAAAGGUGCACAUGGUGUAAGGGUGGUAUAUCUGCUCAAAUGUAUAACGUGAGUCUUUUCUUUAUUAAAAAUACACUGCUGACAUAACUGAGGAACCCUGUAGACACAGAACAGCGAUGCUGUUGUCCUGAGUUAGGUCAGCAUGUACGCAGGAAGGAGAAGGUCACAUCCUAUUUUCAUAAGGCUCUACAAGAGAGAUGCACUGUUGCGGCUGAUACAGUUGCAGUCAAUUGCGAACCAGCACUCCUUGACUGGCACUCAUAACAUGCCGUAACUUGUUUGUAGACUAUGCACAUACAUGCGCGAAUAAUAAGCGAAUAUUGUAUGUAUGUGUAUACAAUACAGGUGUUAAGGGGUCAAUAUGGCUCUCAUUUAUUUGGUUCUGUUAAGGUGCAGAGAAUAGUGCUCCUUUUGUCGCUGUCAUUAUAGUAUUGCUACACCAAAGCCUUGACUUUGGUUCCAUCGAAGUGUAACCAAUGAAAGGAAAGCUAUAUUGGAAGUGUUGUAUUUAUUCUGUUGUAUGUGCGACGGACUGUCGAGCAGAGUCGGCAGUACGUUUUGAUGUAACGGGCUUCCCAUUUCUCGUUGUUCUGUCAGUCUAUCAGCCUGUGUACAGUUGGCCACGACGAACAUUUCGCAUUUUCUGUAGUCACUGUGUUUCUGAGUAGUUGUUUACAGUGUGGUUAUCUAUUGACAAGAAUUGCUUAGGUGCAAUAUAAUUAGAAAAAGAAAAUACAGCGCACAGAUGCAGGCGAGCUGAAUGUCCCGUGAUUUGAUGAGCCCAAUGCACGUGACACGUUGUGAGGACAGUUAUGAAUGUAUAAUUUAAUAGGAAGACGGGCUUACGAAGGGAAGUUCCAAAUAUAGCGUGCGGUGUGCUUCACUAGCUAACAUUUGCAAUAUUUUGCAAUCGUUCCCGUAAUGUUGUUCGCGGGAAGAUAUACUUGCUCAGGUAAGCGCAAGCCAUUAAAGCCUAUGACAUGGGUUGGUGAUCGGGUUUUGUCUAGAAAUCUUUUGUGUCUGCAAGCCUGGUUCACUACCACGAACAAGUGCGCUCCCGGGCUGAUCCUGUCAUGAUAUCAGUGAGCAGCUAGUCAACAUAACGUCGGUCUCAUAAUUUAUGAACCUCGUUUCGGUGUACGUGGCAGUUAUAUAUGUAAAAAAUAUGUGGAGCAGCGGCUCUCAUGUACACACAUCCAUGUAAUACGUAUAUUCAAUGAACAAUUUUAUCAGCACCAAUAAAUCAUAUCACAUGUU